CAAACAGCUAAUAUGCAGUGUUGUUAACAGCCUUUUGCAGAGAGCAGCAAGAUGGAAAGCAAUGCGGUUCUCCUGGAGUCCAAGUCAUCUCCCAUAAACCUGCUGAAUGAGAUGCAUCAGCUGCGCCUCCUGGGCCACCUCUGUGAUGUGACGGUCAGCGUGGAGUACCAGGGCGUCAGGGCAGAGUUCGUGGCUCACAAGGCUGUGCUUGCAGCAACCAGUAAGUUCUUCAAGGAAGUGUUCCUUAACGAGAAGAGUGUGGACGGCCCAAGAACCAAUGUCUUCUUGAAUGAGGUGCAGGUUGCUGACUUUGCUUCGUUUCUCGAGUUUGUCUAUACUGCUAAGGUAGAGGUGGAAGAGGACAGAGUGCAGCGGAUGCUCGAGAUAGCCGAAAAGCUGAAGUGCUUGGACCUAUCAGAAACUUGCUUUCAACUGAAGAAGCAGAUGCUUGAGUCAGUACUUUUGGAGCUGCAAAACUUCUCCGAAUCACAGAACUCUGAGGAAGAGAGUGCAGCCCAGCUGAGCAUUUUGCACGAGUCCAAAGCAGCUGCUGUGGCAGAAGCUGACCGAGCAGACCAUCUUCCAGAUUCCCCAGCAGACAGGCCCAGAAACGGAGUGCCCCCUGAGGUGCCAGCUGCCAAAUCAAAAGAGAAAAUUGACAAAAAGAAGGAAAUGAUGAAGCCUCCUUAUGCCAAAAUCAGGAGGGCGAGUGGGAGGCUGGCUGGGAGGAAAGUAUUUGUGGAAAUCCCAAAGAAGAAGUACACCAGGCGGCUGAGGGAGCAGCAGAAGAACGCCGAGGGUGCUGCAGAAGACGACAGCUACCCACAAGACCCAGAGGUGUGUGACAGGGAGAGGGAGGAUGAGCAGGUGCAGAACGCCAUCAAACCCGAAAGUGAAGAAUGCGAUGGCAACUUCGAAUCGGAGGAAAACCUGAACAACUCCGAAGAGGAUAAAAAGAAACGAGGCAGUAACUUCAAGUGCAGCACGUGUGAGAAGGAAUUCCUGUAUGAGAAGAGUUUCCUCAAGCACAUCAAACACAGCCACGGCAUCGCAGCUGAAAUUAUUUAUCGGUGUGACACCUGCAGUCAGACCUUUGCCAACCGGUGCAACCUAAAAAGCCAUCAGCGCCAUGUCCACAGCAGCGAGCGCCACUUCCCUUGUGAGCUCUGCGGUAAGAAGUUCAAGAGGAAGAAGGACGUCAAGAGGCACAUUCUCCAGGUUCAUGAGGGUGGUGGGGAGCGUCAUCAGUGCCAGCAGUGUGGAAAGGGGUUGAGCUCCAAAACUGCCUUGAGGCUCCAUGAAAGGACGCAUACAGGCGACAAGCCUUAUGGGUGCACAGAGUGUGAGGCUAAAUUUUCUCAGCCUUCAGCACUUAAAACACACAUGAGAAUCCAUACUGGUGAAAAACCUUUUGUCUGUGAUGAGUGUGGUGCCAGGUUCACUCAGAAUCACAUGCUAAUAUAUCACAAACGAUGUCACACAGGAGAAAGGCCUUUUAUGUGCGAAACGUGUGGGAAGAGCUUUGCCUCCAAGGAGUACUUGAAGCACCAUAACAGAAUCCAUACUGGAUCCAAACCGUUUAAAUGUGAAGUCUGCUUCAGAACAUUUGCACAGAGGAACUCGCUUUACCAGCAUAUAAAGGUUCACACAGGUGAGCGGCCCUACUGCUGUGACCAGUGUGGGAAGCAGUUCACCCAGCUCAACGCGCUGCAGCGGCACCACCGCAUACACACCGGGGAGAAGCCGUUCAUGUGCAAUGCGUGCGGGCGAACCUUCACGGACAAGUCCACCCUCCGGCGGCACACGUCGAUACACGAUAAGAACACACCGUGGAAGUCCUUCCUCGUCAUUGUUGAAGGAGCAUCUAAGAACGAUGAAGGUCACAAAACAGAACUCCCAGAUGAAGACUACGACGUGUCACCUAAAAUGCCAGAGAAGCUGCUGUCUUUCUCAGAAAAUGGCCACUAUCAAAGCUUGGCUGCUGUCCCAGGGGGCGUGACUGCACUGCAUGACAGUGGGUCUGCACCAGGGACAGACUGUAAGUCAGAUGGGACUCCCGGACCCCAGGAAGCCCUUAUAGCUACCACCCUAAGUGAGCUGACGGUACUGCAUACACAGACAGAUGCUAUUCAGCCACAGCUUCAUGCUCUGGUGAAUAUGGAAUAAGUUGGUGUUACAAAUCCAGUUCAAGCUGCACGCUUUGUAGAGUCCUUUGACUUUGCCAAUGACCUGCUGAGGGAACUAGGAGAAGCUA
This is a messenger RNA of Oxyura jamaicensis (ruddy duck), 2254 nucleotides long. It is a transcript of the gene GZF1, whose product is annotated as GDNF inducible zinc finger protein 1. The transcript has 5 exons. The record is from RefSeq and is a predicted model, not a curated record. Gene Ontology annotation, molecular function: protein binding. Bases 52 to 2166 code for a protein of 704 amino acids. Gene Ontology annotation, biological process: regulation of immune system process; regulation of cytokine production; negative regulation of transcription by RNA polymerase II. NCBI's taxonomy places the organism in Eukaryota, Metazoa, Chordata, Aves, Anseriformes, Anatidae.